Molecule: messenger RNA, 1238 nt
Organism: Odontomachus brunneus
Lineage: Eukaryota; Metazoa; Arthropoda; Insecta; Hymenoptera; Formicidae
Product: zinc finger protein CKR1-like
Exons: 2
Coding region: 16-537 (173 amino acids)
Source: RefSeq, a predicted model, not a curated record
GAGCCGUACAACUCGAUGAAGUUUGACGCUGGUCAGAGUAUCAGGGGGGCCACGAUUCGACAUCUCGAGAACGAUCGUAGGAAACACGUGUGCCCCAAGUGCGGCAACGGUUACACCGUGGUCAAAAGUUUCAGGCGACAUCUGCGCUACGAGUGCGGCUUGACGCCGAGAUUCAAAUGCCCAUACUGCGGCACUCGCAGCAAGCAGGCCCACAAUAUCAAAUUGGAGGCCAGUUUGGAGUGCCAAUACCCGAUGGUGAUAAUGGAGUCCAAGGGCUCCGACGACGACGAGAAGCCGCUCGCCUCGAGGAGUCGUCGGAACGGACUCAAAUGCGUCGAGAGGCACAUGUGCUCGCGCUGCUCUAAAAGCUACAUACACGCGUGGCACCUGAAGAGGCACACGAAGUUCGAGUGCGGCCAGAAACCGAAGGUCCAGUGUCCUUACUGCACCGUCAGAAUGAAGCAACGCGGUCACAUGUACAGGCACAUCCGCCAGUGCCACCGGGGAAAUAAUGUUUACGUGAUCGGUUUGAACUGAGAGCGCGCGUACGACGAGAGGCCGACUCAAAUAAAAAACCGUGACAUACACCGUGUGGUUCCUAGGCAUACCUUCCCGAGAAAAACAGAUUACAUAUACAAGGGCCAUUUGAAAAGUUUCCGGCCUCAUCGACAUAAAGUAACUGUAGAAAAAAAUUGCUUUCGCCGUCCGAUAGAUGACCUUGACAUAUGUAAACCGUAAAAAGUUGAAGUCAUUCUGAUCAUUACUUUGUCUAUGGCAACUCUUCCAAAGUUGUCAGCUAACAUUGUCUGUGAAUGGAGAAACUUGAGUAUCGCGCAGUGAUAAAAUUCCUUCAUUUGAAAGGGAAAAAGACUCAGGAAAUAAAAGAUGAGUAGACUCUGUAUACGGUGAAGCCUCCUCUUCAUUUAUAACGGUCAAAUAUUGGGUGGCCGAGUACAAACGUGAUCGUACGAGCAUUUUAGACGAGGAACAUUCCGGGCGCCCGAAAAGCGCUACAACUGACGAAAUGGUUGAUUUAGUGCAUCAAACUGUGAUUGCAGAUCGUCGAUUGACGGUUAAGGAUAUUGCUGAGGCUUGUGAGAUAUCAUCUGAACAGGUGCACAAGAUUUUACAUCAAGAAUUGGAUAUGAGAAAAUUAUCCGCGCGCUGGGUGCCGCGCUUGUUGACGAUCGACCAAAAGCGCAUACGGAUGGACAUGUCGCGCGAGUGUCUUAGCCUGU